Danio rerio (zebrafish) is the source of this 3213-nucleotide messenger RNA. It is a transcript of the gene tlr21, whose product is annotated as toll-like receptor 21. Gene Ontology annotation, biological process: signal transduction. Gene Ontology annotation, cellular component: membrane. Lineage: Eukaryota; Metazoa; Chordata; Actinopteri; Cypriniformes; Danionidae. Gene Ontology annotation, molecular function: NAD+ nucleosidase activity, cyclic ADP-ribose generating. The record is from RefSeq and is marked validated.
CUAGACGAAGCUCUCACAGAGUAAAAGGCUUUGUAAUGUUGGACUCGGUUUAUAGGAAUUACAUUUAAAAGUGGAACUGAAAAACAUGGCACACUCUGCAUGCCACAAACUGAUGCUAAAGGCCACAUUCAUCUGUCUCAUAAAACUUGCCUGCAGCUACAGUUUCAGAAGUUGCAUAGAGAUCCCAGAUUCUAAUCAUACAAUCUUUACAUGUGUUAAAAGUUAUGAACGAGACAUAACUGCGAUUGUGAGUGAUGUAUUUCCCACUGCAUUAAAUCUUACAAUCUCUCACAGCAACAUUGAAUAUGUGCAAAGUCAAAGCUUCGAUCAUCUGCCCAAUCUGACUGCUCUGAUACUGGACGCUAACCAUAUUACUAACAUCGACAAGGAUGCUUUUAAUAAUCUACACCAUCUUCAGACUUUAAAUUUGUCCUGCAACAACAUAUCAUUUCUCCACCGGGAUGUCUUCAGUGACCUCCAUAACCUCACACAGCUGCUCCUGGGAAGCAAUAAACUGACUAAUCCUGAUGAGUAUCUGUUUUCUAGUCUUACAAACCUCAAGAUUCUUGACUUACGCAGAAACCACUUGUAUAACUUUUCGUCUGUGGUUGAAAGCAUAACAAACCUGACUAGCUUGAUAAAACUGGAUCUUUCUUUUAACAAGCUGACCACCCUGCAACACUCCACCCAUCUGCCAGAGUCACUUGCCUUGCUCUACCUCGGUGAUAACAAACUAAAGACACUGGGAUGUGACAAGUCUUUCCUUAUGAAUGUCAAAAAGCUGGACCUCUCAGACAACAAAAACCUGGCAUCCAAAUCUUUUCUUGGCCUGAAACUGGAGAAUAUAACGUACCUGCGGUUGCGCUUUACCAAUAUCUCCAUUUUCAAACUUCUUACUUAUCCCAAUGUGCAUCCGUGGCACAUUGACUUUUCUGGCCUGAAGCUGAAGAACUCCCAUGCACUGAGUUCACUGUGUGUCCUUAUGCGAAAUCACAGCCAUGAACAUUUACAAAUACCUAAAAUGUUGCUCCAGAGCAAUUCUAUAGGAGCUCUAAAAAAUAAUACAUUUCGUUAUUGCCCCAGUAUCACACGGGAAAUGGACCUCUCGCGGAAUGAGCUGAAAAGCGCUGGCUGCUUGCAGUUUCUCCACAAUCAGACUCAACUGAAAAGUCUCAAGAUGGAGCAUAAUCAUCUGACCAAGCUAACGUCCUGCAACAAAGCAGAAAUACAUAAUAGCCUGACAAACCUGAGCUAUCGAUACAACCGUAUUCUACAGAUCAGUGGUUAUGCCUUCAGCAAUACACCUAAAUUAGAAAUACUGGAGCUGAACAUCAACAUAAUUGCUUAUAUGGACCAUAAAGCCUUAAGUGGGCUCAAAGAUCUCAAGACUCUUCGUCUCGACAACAACCUUUUGAGUGAUAUCUACAAUGAUAGCUUUGAAGAUCUCACAAACCUGAAGACUCUGAACCUGCGCAACAAUGAAAUAGCUGUCAUUUUCAACUACACCUUUCAGAAUCUGUCUAAACUGGAUAUUUUAGAUUUAGGCGGGAACAAGAUCUCACAGCUGAAACCGCAUGCUUUUGAUGGGCUCUAUAGCUUGACCAAUCUGUAUCUAGACAGGAAUCAUCUUAAAAUGAUUGAUGUCGUACUCUUUGGGAAACUCUCUGGCACCCUGCAGGUGCUGGAUUUGCAGGGUAACAUGAUUGUGUAUUUUACAGAACAUACACACUCGCCGUUUAAAAAUAUGUCAAGACUUUACGACCUGAAACUUAAUGGACAGCAACCUAACGGCAUUAACUUGUUGCCUCGUGCAUUUUUCCGUGGUCUAACUUCUCUGAAAAGUCUGUAUCUCACCAACAAUCAUAUUAUUGGAUUUGGUGAUGAAACGUUCGACGACCUGAAAAACUUGGAUUAUCUAACACUGGACAACUCGUGUGCUGGGGUUGCCCAGCUCCAAUCUGGAAUCUUCAAAAGCCUUCAAAAACUAAGGACGUUAUCUCUUGAGAACAUGGGUAUUAAAUCGUUUUCAAAAGAUGUUUUCGGAAAUCUCACAGGAUUGAAGACGCUACAUUUGAAUCGCAAUCCCAUGAUGUCUUUGGACAUUAGUUUACUGGACAAUCUGACUAAUCUAACGUACAUCGACAUGCGCAGUUGUCCUCUGAGUUGUGGCUGCCAUAACAGUGAUCUACAGAACUGGACCAUAAUGAAUAAAAGGCUCCAAUUUCCACAUCUUUUCAAUAUCACAUGCCCAGACCACCCAGGCUCAUAUUUUCACAACUUUGACACUAAAGUGUGUUAUUUGGACAUAGAGCUUUACUUUUUUUCCUCAACCUCCACAUUGACAAUUUUAUUAACCUUAAUACCACUUCUCUAUGUCAAACUUUACUGGAAAUUCAAGUAUGGCUACUAUGUGUUUCGAUCGUGGUUUGGAGAACAGUGGCGUCGCUUACGGGACCAGGAGGAAAAAUACAAUUACGAUGCCUUUGUUUCUUACAAUUCAGCAGAUGAAGACUGGGUAAUGGAACAGUUACUGCCGAACCUUGAGGGUUCUUCAUUUCGCCUGUGCCUCCACCACAGAGAUUUUGAGCUAGGCCGUGAUAUUGUCGACAACAUUGUAGCUGCCGUCUAUGGCAGCCGUAAAACAAUCUGUGUGGUCAGUCAGAGCUUCCUUCGCAGUGAAUGGUGCUCACUAGAGAUUCAAUUGGCUAGCUAUCGCCUCUUCCAGGAAAUGCAAGAUGUGCUUUUGCUUGUCUUUCUGGAGCCUAUCCCUGAACGUCAACUGUCCGCUUAUCAUCGCAUGAGGAAAGUCAUGCUCAAAAAGACCUAUCUUCAGUGGCCUGGGUCAAACUGUUCUGAUCCAAACAGUGCAAAAGAACUGUUCUGGAAUCAGUUAAAGAGAGCUCUAAGAAGCAGCAACUCUGGAAGCCAAGAUGAGCAGAAGAUGGAUGACAAUGAACUGAGGAGAAAAGAGAAAGUGUGUGCAGACAAGGAAGAAAGAGAAUAUUUUGUAAAUCAGACACCAACAGAAGAUGAAAUAUAUUACCUGAUGCCCUAAUUACACUGACAUACAGUUGAAGUUUUUUUUUUUUUUCUUUUUUAAAUAUUUCCUAAAUGAUGUUUAACAGAGCAAGGAAAUUUUCACAGUAUGUCUAAUUUUUUUUCUGGAGAAAAUCUUAUUUGUUUUAUUUCGGCUACAAUAAAAGCAAUUUAAAU